CAAAGGAGACCCACCAGUUCAAACACCUAUUUGAGCCUCUCCGACUGCCUCCAUUUCCUCUCAACCCAUUGCAUUUGCUCCUCCUUCAAGGACAUGGUUCCGAGAAUGAGUUCUCUUGGAGUUGUUUUCCUCUCCCUAGUCUCACUGCUCCCAGCUGUGCAUGGCUACGGAGGAGGAUGGGUGACAGCCCAUGCCACAUUCUAUGGAGGAAGUGAUGCUUCAGGGACUAUGGGAGGAGCUUGUGGGUACGGCAACUUGUACAGCCAAGGCUACGGCACCAACACCGCAGCCCUCAGCACUGCCCUCUUCAACAACGGCCUUAGCUGCGGGGCUUGCUACGAGUUGGCGUGCGUCAAUGAUCGCAGGAACUGCUUGCGGGGAUCCAUCGUUGUCACCGCCACCAACUUCUGCCCUCCGAACAGCGCUCUGCCAAACGAUGCAGGGGGGUGGUGCAACCCCCCUCGCCAACACUUCGAUCUCUCUCAGCCAGUCUUCCUCCGCAUUGCUCAGUACAGAGCUGGGAUUGUACCCGUUGCGUAUCGCAGGGUACCCUGCAGGAAGAGAGGUGGCAUAAGGUUCACCAUCAACGGCCACUCCUACUUCAACUUGGUUUUGGUCACCAACGUGGGAGGAGCCGGGGAUGUUCAUGCCGUCAUGAUCAAGGGGUCGAGGACGGGGUGGCAGCCCAUGUCGAGGAACUGGGGCCAGAAUUGGCAGAGCAACACCUUCCUCAAUGGCCAAGCCCUCUCCUUCAAGGUCAUCACAAGUGAUGGCAGAGCUGUGCUCUCUUACAAUACGGCUCCUCCAUCCUGGUCCUUCGGCCAAACCUUCAGUGGCGGACAAUUCCGCUGAAGGUUUAAGAUUCUACGGAGCAGUAUUUAUAUCAUAUAUAUUCGAGUGAGAAGGGCAUAUUUUACUUUGUCCCUUAAACAGUCAUUGUAUUGAACUGAACUAGACCUUGUGUCAGAGUCUAGAUUAGUCACUGCUCUUGGAGAGAAGAAAGAACUGCUUCUCUGUACGAGCAUAUGGCAGUGGUGGUGAAACUGUCCACGCCUGCCUAUAUGGAUAAGGUUUACUUUGCUUUUGUUUUUUGUCGUUUGACUCUAUGUGAAGGACACUCUGAAGAAAGAGUUCCCUCGUUGGCCAUUGUUAACCAUGCUUAUGUAAUGUAAGUGUUAAUGGACUUGAAUGGUUUGGGAUUGCAUAGUUUUUUAUUUUACUUCAUUUUGUAGCCA
Messenger RNA from Zingiber officinale, 1235 nucleotides. RefSeq names its product expansin-A10-like. Lineage: Eukaryota; Viridiplantae; Streptophyta; Magnoliopsida; Zingiberales; Zingiberaceae. The record is from RefSeq and is a predicted model, not a curated record. Gene Ontology annotation, biological process: plant-type cell wall organization. Bases 94 to 852 code for a protein of 252 amino acids. Gene Ontology annotation, cellular component: extracellular region. The transcript is spliced from 3 exons.